Molecule: messenger RNA, 1905 nt
Organism: Sporisorium graminicola
Lineage: Eukaryota; Fungi; Basidiomycota; Ustilaginomycetes; Ustilaginales; Ustilaginaceae
Exons: 1
Coding region: 1-1905 (634 amino acids)
Biological process (GO): small GTPase-mediated signal transduction; protein geranylgeranylation; vesicle-mediated transport
Cellular component (GO): nucleus; cytoplasm; cytosol
Molecular function (GO): GDP-dissociation inhibitor activity
Source: RefSeq, a predicted model, not a curated record
AUGUCGCUAGAUCACACCCACUACGACGUGGCAAUCUUCAGCACCGGCCUAACACAGAGCAUCCUUUCAGCGGCUCUCGCCUCGGCUGGUCUCUCCGUGAUCCACAUCGACAAGCACGAUUACUAUGCGGAUCAAUGGGCGAGUCUGACACUUUCCGAACUGCUCACAUGGUCGCAGAAUGUGCAGAAAGGCUCGGAGAACGGCUCCAGAUCGAUGGCGCGCAUUGAGGGCAUCGAUAUCAGCUUCCCUUCCUCGGGCAAGGCCGACGAACACGUACCAGAUGCGCCUUUGCACUUGCCCGAUCCGCUAGCAUCUCUCGACCGGCACUACGCAAUCUCGCUCGCUCCUACCUUGCUCCCCGCAACUGGGCCAUCGAUAGACUGCCUCAUCCGAUCCAAAGUCUCAUCCUAUGCCACCUUCCGCUUGCUAGAGCGCACCUGCGUCGCGUCGACCUCGACCACCGACGAGAGCAUGACCGUCUUGACAAGCGUCCCAGCGAGCAAAGAAGACAUCUUCAAGACCAAAACGCUCUCGCUCAUCGCCAAGCGCAAGCUCAUGAAGCUUCUCAUGUACAUCGGCGCCGAAGACUGGCAGUCGGAUCUUGCCCAGAACCCAGCGACGGCUCAAAGACCGUUUGUCGACUACCUGGCGGAGGUGCACAAGAUGUCGCCGGACCUUGUCGAUGCAGUCGCGUACGGCGUGUGUCUAUGCGCCACGCCGACCGAGACUACGGAGGCAGCCAUGGCGAGAGCAAAGAGUCAUAUGCAGAGUGUGGGAAGAUACGGCAACUCGGCGUACCUGGUAGGACAGUAUGGAGGGGCGGGAGAGCUUGCGCAGGGUUAUUGUCGCGCAUCGGCGGUGAAAGGAGGCAUGUUUAUUCUGGCGCACGAGAUCAAGUCGGCGAAGCGCGAUGGUGAAGGUGCCAAGUGGGAGAUUGGGAUUGAUGGGAUUGACAGCGGCGUGACAGCGGACUAUGUCGUGUCUAGCGAUGAGAUGCUGCAACAGCUCGGUAUCGCCGGGGAUCAUCCGCCAGCUUCCGAGGCAAAGCAGGUGGCUCUGUAUAGAGCGGUUCUGGUCCUCGACAAACCGAUCCACUUCUCCACACCGAACGGCAAAGAAGCACCGUCCGACGCUGGGCCGGAUGAUGCCCCUUCAUCCGACCUGCCGCCAGAGACUGGGCUCAUCGUGUUCCCUCCGGGCUCGAUCGGUAGCAACCCGAACACGGUGACCGUGCUCAUGAUGGGCGAAGGCACCUUUUCGUGUCCCAAGGGUCAAUACGUCUACUACGUUCAGACCGAAGCAGCCGACGACGAUCCACAAAGAUCAGCACAGGAAGCUCUUCGGCCUGUUAUCGAACGCGUGGUCACCUUGGCGAACCAAAAGCCAUCAUCCGAAACAUCAGUCGCAACGCAACCGCUCUUUCAGCUGACUUAUCGUCAACUCGUUCCUCAACCAGUAGCUGAUGCCCGCUCUUCAAAUCUAUCAAGCAUCCCAUUCCCGCCCCCUUCCCUCAACGACCACCGCCCCGUAACGUCGAUCUCUGGACUCACGGAUGCAGCGGUGCAUCUGGCCGAGAAAGUAUACUACGACAUUCUCGCAUCGCGAGCCGCUCCACCCGCGGAUCAGUGUGGCUCCACACACGCCGAGAAGCUGCAGUGGAUCCACCAGACGCUCGAAAGGCAGAGGCUCGAGCGCAGGCGACGAAAGCGGAGGGACCCAGCCGAGUAUCAGGGCAGAGGCGGGAGAGGCGUCGACGACGGCGUCACGCGAUCGCUUGAUGAGCAAGCGACGCAGGAUGGAGUGGAGUCGGGAGCGCAGCUUCAGGUGGUUGGGUUUUUCGAUUCGAGCGCAGACGCAGACGACAACGACGAAGAUGACGAGGACGACGGUGCGGAGGCGCAGUGA